GGGCUGGCGCCACCUGGCGGCGCGACCGUUCCGCUAAUGAGCUAUGCAGGUUAUGUCGUAAAAGGUUGUUAAUGUCGUUUAUGUGUUGUUUCUUAAUAAAAUCAAUUGUCGCCGAACAUGGCUGAUGAGUUAUCGGUAGUGCUGAACCGUAACGAGAACUCGGGCUCCGGAUUCGGUUUCUCGCUGCUGCGUAAGCCCGGGGUGCCGCCAAUAAUCUACGAUAUAUCGCACGACUCUCCGGCCGCCGCAAGUGGAAAGGUGGAAGUCGGCGAUAUAAUUUUAAAAGUAAACGAAAUCGACGUCAACUUGUUUAACACGAAAGAAGUUUUAAAAUGCCUUCGAUUAUCGUCGGAUCCUGUUACGUUAAAAAUAAAGCGCGAUCCGAAAAACAAAGAGACAGUGCAACGCCACCUGCUGUCGGCGACGGGUGUGGACGCGCCGGGUGCGAAUUGCGGGAACGCCGCCCCCCUGGCGGCCGUGCACGGCACGAAGAGCAAUCGGGAGCCGGAAAGCGCUUCGGACGAUUCCGGCGACAAGGUCAACGCGAACCGCAGACAUGCCGCGCAGGCGAACGGCUCAUGCGCAGAACGGGAGCCGCUUCUUGCCGACGACCAAAACGACUUUCAGACGAAAGCAGAGAACGAAAGACUACAGUGGCAGCCGCUGGGUUCUGACGUGGGGGACAAGAGCAACCAGCCGAAGUGCGAGGCGUACAUGAUGACCGGCGAGCACAUACUUAAAAUAUCGAACACGACGCAAACACAGAAGAUCAUACCGAAAAAACAGAAAAAGGUGGAGAACUUGCGGUACCACAACAGCCACACGCACCAUCUACGACAUCAACCGCAGGUGACGCAGUACAACAGCAACUCGGUGCCCAACAGUCCGAACGAGAUGGAGCUGGGACAUCACAGGUCGGCCAGCGCCACCGCCGCAACCGGCAACCACUGCGCCAGCGCCGCCAGUUCGGCGGCCAGUUCGCCCGUCAACGCGAACCGAAAGGACUACUCGCAGCAGCAACAGCAACAACAACAGCAACAGCACACGCCGACGGACCUGUACACGCACGGCGGCUACGUGCGCAACAGCCGCAGCGAGGACCAGCUCCAGGCCACCAUCGACCAGGACCGGUGCCUGCCGGGCGGCGCCGUCCACACGGUGGCCGACUGCGACGAGGACGUGGCCAGCUCGUUGAACACGCUGCUCGACACACGGCCCGAGUCGGCCGGCUCGGGCAGUAGCGGCGCCAAAGAUCCGAACGGCGACCGGAUCGUGUGGACGUACAACGCGCCUCUCGCCGACCAGCACCGCUUCCAGCACGCCCUGUCGAACGGGUCGAGCUCGUCGCACAGCAACACGUCGCCCACGUCGUCUAGUCCCCUGCACUCCGGUUCUCCAGCAUCACCGACGUCCGUGUCUUCCUCCGUAAUGUCGAGCCAGUCGGGCUCGCGCAGGCUGCCGCUGCCGCUGUCGAACGGUCCGCACAGCAGCGGCAACGCCCACCACGACUACUCGGAGGCGAUCUCGAACAUCUCGAGUCCCGAUUACCACGAGGAGGACAGCAGCGUGGGCAUACGCGACUGCGUGAUGGAGAUAAGCGACCACAGCGACAGCGACAGCACCCUGCUGGUCAGCGAGCCAAGGCAGAGGCCGCAGCAGCAGCAGCAGCAGCAGGGCAACGACCACCGAAUCGUCAUACAGGUUAAGGGGCCGGAGAAGGACCGGGGACGGGCUGACGUCUACGGAUAUCAGGUGUCCGAAAUCCACCACUACGUGGACAGCUACGGAGGGGAGUGCGACCAGGGUGAGCUGGGGGACGUGUCGGGUUAUCGGCAGGAGAGGACGUCGUCGUCGCCUCAGUCGUCGGAAGACGAGAGCGACGUGGACAGCCUGCACAGCUUCCAAUACUCGCCGAAGGCGGUGGACAUACCGUCCGCCAUCCGGCUGGCCAAACGCCUUUACAGUCUCGACGGUUUCAAGAAGUCGGACGUGUCGCGGCACCUCAGCAAGAACAACGACUUCAGCAGGGCUGUGGCGGAGGAAUAUGUAAAGUAUUUCGAGUUUCAAGACGACACAGUUGACAUAGCUUUAAGAAAGUUCCUCAAGCAGUUUUCUCUUACCGGCGAAACGCAAGAGAGGGAAAGGGUUCUGAUUCACUUUUCCAAGAGAUAUUUAGACUGCAAUCCAGGUUCUUUCAAUUCCCAAGAUGCUGUGCAUACAUUAACAUGUGCAAUUAUGCUGCUUAACACCGACCUGCACGGUCAGAACAUAAGCAGAAAAAUGACAAUAUCCGAGUUCAUUGACAAUUUAGUGGGCCUUAACGAAGGUGAGAACUUCCCCAGGGACGUACUGAAAGCCUUGUACCAAGCCAUCAAGAAUUACCCCCUCGAAUGGGCUCUGGACGAGGAGACGGACGACGGUCGUCUACAGUCAGAAAUGACCAACUACGAAACAGUUAACAUAGGCGGCAACCCAUUCUUAAACAUUCCAAUGCAGGCGAACGCCAUCGACUACAAAAAGGGCUACGUGAUGAGGAAGUGCUGUUACGAAGCGAACGCCAAGAGAAGCCUCUGCUGCAUUUUUCUAGCACCGUUUCACAAGCGAAGCUGGAAGAUGUUCUAUUGCACGCUGCGCGAUCUUGUUCUGUACCUGCACAAGGACGAGAACGGCUUCCGCAAAAACCAGAUGGGCGACAGUCUGCACAACGCGAUACGGAUACACCACGCCCUCGCCACCAAAGCGAACGACUACACGAAGAAGCAGUACGUGUUCAGGGUCCAGACCGCCGAUCAGGCCGAGUACCUAUUUCAGACAAGCGACUCGAAGGAGCUACAGUCGUGGAUAGACAACAUCAACUUCGUGUGUGCGAGCUACUCAGCACCGCCGUUGGAGGCGGCAGUCGGAUCUCAAAAGAAAUUCCAAAGGCCACUCUUGCCUUGUAGUCACACUAAGUUAAAUCUCAGAGAACAACUUGCCGAUCAUGAGGAGAGAGUAUGCAGACUGGAAGCGACAUUGGAAGAGCACCGUAAAUCGCCGCCGGAGAAGGGUACGAAAUCUUUGAUUGUGCAGAACUACAAAGAAAAGGAAGCGUAUUUAACUUAUGAGAUAAAACGCUACAAAACGUACUCGUACAUGCUAAGAUCAAAAAUCUCGCAGCUGCCCGAGUUCGGCGUGAGCCUGGCGGAGAACAGCAUCGGCGAGGCGGAGGAGCAGUCCUUGGGUGCGUCCUCCGUGACGCUGAUCGAGGGCCCGGCGUCGGGCGGCAUCGUGCCGCCGCCGAUACCCGACCGCCAGACCCCGCCUACCAACCGGUACAGCUACAGGCAGGCCAUCUACAGUCGCAACGCGGCGGCGGAGGGCGGGGCGGACGCGGACAUUGGCUGACGCAUGAUGGGCGUGUUCUAUGCGUGCGUGCUAUGAUGUUUGUGGGGGGGGGCGACGCCUGGUGGCGAGAGUCCGUUUUUCCGUUAUUCAAAUUGGUUCAUAUUGUUGGGCGUGGGAGUUGUGGAUGGUUUUUAUCGAUUUGUUUUCCUUUUUUGAUUAUUAUUUUUUGACUACGGUUUUAUUCCACACAGUUCCGUUUCGCAUUUCAAAAUACAGUCUUUCGUAUCGAAAGUGAAAGUUUUCGUAUGUGCAUAUCUUUGAUCAUUUAUGUGUUCAGUCUGGAUCUAGUCAACUAUUUUUAUUUUUAUUAAUAUUUAUGGAGGUACACAAGAAUGUGAAUGUGAGUCAAAAAUAUGCAACAUAUUCCAUUUUAGAUGCUAUAUGAAAUUUAUAGGUACAUAUUCUAAAUUAUUUUGUGGUGCACUUACUAGCUUUUAGUAUUUAGAUUUGUCUUAACGAAUGUGCAAAUACAUUUCUUUUAGAUGUAGUCGUCGUACAAUUAAUCGAUAUUAUCAAAUCAUGUUAGAAAUGUGAAUUAAAUAUGUUAUGUAGGUUUAUUAGCGACCACACAGUUGGAUUACCUGUUGGAGAAAUCGAUUUGUACGUUCGUUAUUAAGAUUAAAUUCGAACCCACGCUCAAAUCUGAAUCGGAUUAGUACAUAACUACCGAACCGACUCAGCUGGUCUUUUAGGCUAUAUUUAGAAAUUGACUUAUUUUUUUCGCGACUGUUAUUGAAACCAUAUUGAUGAAAAAAUACCCACAUAUUGUUUAUUAAUAUUUCAUUAAACAUAUGUACAUAAACACAUGUUAUUGUUUUGAGAUUAUUUUCAAUUAGACUUUAUAAUAUUUAUUUUUUUUUGUUUUACACAAUUUUAAAUUACAUGUAUUAUAUUAAUUAAGAAUAUACAAUUUCUUAUAUUAUUUUAAAGUUUAUUUAAAUAAAUUUAAUUAAACAAG
Molecule: messenger RNA, 4342 nt
Organism: Aethina tumida (small hive beetle)
Lineage: Eukaryota; Metazoa; Arthropoda; Insecta; Coleoptera; Nitidulidae
Gene: Efa6
Product: PH and SEC7 domain-containing protein-like
Exons: 16
Coding region: 118-3384 (1088 amino acids)
Biological process (GO): regulation of ARF protein signal transduction
Molecular function (GO): protein binding; guanyl-nucleotide exchange factor activity; phospholipid binding
Source: RefSeq, a predicted model, not a curated record